Cyclocybe aegerita is the source of this 744-nucleotide messenger RNA. The record is from the annotation of a GenBank genome assembly. NCBI's taxonomy places the organism in Eukaryota, Fungi, Basidiomycota, Agaricomycetes, Agaricales, Hemipholiotaceae.
AUGCCACUAGGAAAAGGUGGCUUCACCAAACUGAGCCUGACGAUGGACGUGUACUCACAACGGUUGUGGGCUACAAAGAUGAAAAAAGCGACAGGAAAGACUUCAGUAGUCAACUUCAGCAACAUCUGCAACUCAUUCAUGGCACCAGAGACACUGAUGGUAGAUGGCGGACCAGAGAACGAUAACCAGGAGCUGCGGGACAUAUGUGAAUCAUAUGGAAUGGAACUACACAUCCUGCCUGCGUACUCACCAUGGAUGAAUGGCCUGUUGGAAGGGAUGAAUGGGAAGUUGUUGGGAAGGUUGAAGCGACUCUGCGCACCAGAUGUAGGAGAGGAUGAAUAUGAGAAGAUGGGGUGGAAGGACCUGCCGAAGAAUUGGCCGGACUAUCUCGAGGCGGCGGUGCGAUAUUUAAACAACAGGAUACUGCCAGACCUGAAGUAUUCCCCCAAUGAACUGCUCCUCGCACUGGUCAUCAACACCUGCCGUACACCUGCCGAAAUCACAUCAACAGAGGUCACAGAAGCGGAUGUUGUACUUCAGAUGGCAUAUGCUGAUCAACACCAUCUCGACGGGUACUCACAGAUCGUUGAACAUGCUCAGCAUCAGAAGGCUGUAUUUGAUGCGACAGUAACAGCAAGAGCGCCCCGUGAGGUGAUCUUCAAAGCAGACAGAGAGGAAGAUGGAGCCAAAGUGGUCAGCACCAAGGAGGGUAGUGUCACGCGGAAAAAAUUCCUACAUGCUUGA